AUGUCUCAGUUCCGCUACCUCAAAACACUCACUUUUGACUUUGAUUUCGUCGGAUCGCACUCUGGCGUGAAUGACUUGCAGCUCGCGAGAGUGAAGCCGCUGCUUCCCGAGUGUCUCAAAUUCAUCCGUGACAAACUUGGCCAGCCGCACGAUUAA
Messenger RNA from Sparassis crispa, 156 nucleotides. RefSeq lists its product as hypothetical. The transcript has a single exon. Lineage: Eukaryota; Fungi; Basidiomycota; Agaricomycetes; Polyporales; Sparassidaceae. Bases 1 to 156 code for a protein of 51 amino acids. The record is from RefSeq and is a predicted model, not a curated record.